Molecule: messenger RNA, 2388 nt
Organism: Condylura cristata (star-nosed mole)
Lineage: Eukaryota; Metazoa; Chordata; Mammalia; Eulipotyphla; Talpidae
Gene: ARHGEF9
Product: Cdc42 guanine nucleotide exchange factor (GEF) 9
Exons: 10
Coding region: 800-2350 (516 amino acids)
Molecular function (GO): guanyl-nucleotide exchange factor activity; protein binding
Source: RefSeq, a predicted model, not a curated record
AUAAAGCCAGGCAGGGCUGGAAGGAGUGACUGGCAACCGGAUCCCUGCGCUGAGAGCAAGAGAGAUUAGGAAAGCAAGCAAACUAGGAGUAGUGGAGGCCAAGACUGACCGGUAGCCAGACAGGUGGAAGAACAGACGGACGCUCUGACAGACUGACUGAGCAGGCUCCAGAGAACCUUCACUCAGGUUCCUCCCGCCUUUCCCUUUGAAAGACAGGAUUUUGCCUUUUGCUUGGUGCCCGAGAGAGAAUGCAGGACUCUGCUGACUUCAGUGCAAGCUUAGAUUUCUUAGCUAGAGAAGAAAGAUCAGCCCAAUUCUGAGAAGGGGGGAAGCAAGCUCCCUUGUCCCCAUUCCCCCUGCCCCCUCAGACCAAACUCGGGCGCCAAACCCAGCCCUUCCCUAACCACCCCACUUCCUCCUCUCUUUUCUAGCAUGGUGGCUUUAUGGACAGUCUGACAGAACAGAGACUGACAUCUCCCAAUCUGCCGGCCCCCCACCUGGAACACUACAGUGUUCUGCAUUGCACCAUGACCCUGGAUGUGCAAACUGUAGUCGUAUUUGCCGUGAUUGUAGUCCUCCUGCUUGUCAAUGUCAUACUCAUGUUUUUCCUGGGAACGCGCUGAAUGGAGUCCAGCCACCUGAGCUCUUGAGAACUCUUGUUUUGAUUUCAUCCCAGGAAUCACCGAGAAAAAAAUCUCAAGAUAGACAGAGACAGGGAAAGAGAGGGAGAGAAAAAGCAAGCUUUCUUACUCAGGGGGGAAAACGUUUUGAGCUUCAACAUGGCCUCGCUGUGAUAUGUAUGACGUUGCUGAUCACUGGAGAUUCCAUCGUUAGUGCUGAGGCAGUAUGGGAUCACGUCACCAUGGCCAACCGGGAGUUGGCAUUUAAGGCUGGCGACGUCAUCAAAGUCUUGGAUGCUUCCAACAAGGAUUGGUGGUGGGGCCAGAUCGACGAUGAGGAGGGAUGGUUUCCUGCCAGCUUUGUGAGGCUUUGGGUGAACCAGGAGGAUGGGGUGGAAGAAGGUCCCAGUGACAUGCAAAACGGACACCUGGAUCCCAACUCAGACUGCCUCUGUUUGGGCCGGCCACUGCAGAACCGUGACCAGAUGCGGGCCAAUGUCAUCAAUGAGAUCAUGAGCACUGAGCGUCAUUAUAUCAAGCAUCUCAAAGACAUUUGUGAGGGCUACCUGAAACAAUGCCGGAAGAGAAGGGACAUGUUCAGUGAUGAACAACUGAAGGUGAUUUUUGGGAACAUCGAAGACAUCUAUAGGUUUCAGAUGGGCUUUGUGAGAGACCUAGAGAAACAGUACAAUAAUGAUGAUCCACAUCUCAGUGAGAUAGGACCCUGCUUUCUGGAGCAUCAAGAUGGAUUUUGGAUAUACUCUGAGUACUGUAACAACCACCUGGAUGCCUGCAUGGAGCUCUCCAAACUGAUGAAGGAUAGCCGCUACCAGCACUUCUUUGAGGCCUGUCGCCUCUUGCAGCAAAUGAUUGACAUUGCUAUUGAUGGUUUCCUUCUGACCCCAGUGCAGAAGAUCUGCAAGUAUCCCCUACAGCUGGCUGAGCUCCUCAAGUAUACUGCCCAGGAUCAUAGUGACUAUAGGUAUGUGGCAGCUGCUCUGGCUGUUAUGAGAAAUGUGACCCAACAGAUCAAUGAGCGCAAACGGCGUUUGGAGAAUAUUGACAAGAUUGCCCAGUGGCAAGCCUCUGUCUUAGACUGGGAGGGUGACGACAUCCUAGACAGGAGCUCGGAGCUGAUUUACACUGGGGAGAUGGCCUGGAUCUACCAGCCCUAUGGCCGCAACCAGCAGCGGGUCUUCUUCCUGUUUGACCACCAAAUGGUCCUCUGCAAGAAGGAUCUUAUCCGGAGAGACAUCCUGUACUACAAAGGCCGCAUUGAUAUGGAUAAAUAUGAAGUAGUAGAUAUUGAAGAUGGCAGAGAUGAUGAUUUUAAUGUAAGCAUGAAGAAUGCCUUCAAGCUUCACAACAAGGAGACUGAGGAGGUACAUCUAUUUUUUGCAAAGAAACUGGAGGAGAAGAUACGCUGGCUCAGGGCAUUCAGAGAAGAGAGGAAAAUGGUACAGGAAGAUGAAAAAAUUGGCUUUGAAAUUUCUGAAAACCAAAAGAGACAGGCUGCGAUGACUGUGAGAAAAGUUCCUAAACAAAAAGGUGUGAAUUCGGCCCGCUCAGUUCCUCCUUCCUAUCCACCACCGCAGGACCCGUUAAACCAGGGUCAGUACCUGGUCCCUGAUGGCAUCGCUCAGUCACAGGUCUUUGAGUUCACCGAACCGAAGCGUAGCCAGUCACCAUUCUGGCAAAACUUCAGCAGGUUAACCCCCUUCAAAAAAUAAUACCUACAGGGAGGCAGAUAAUUUUAAAAUAAAGUAAA